Daldinia decipiens is the source of this 1767-nucleotide messenger RNA. RefSeq lists its product as uncharacterized. The coding region runs from base 1 to 1767 and encodes 588 amino acids. The transcript is spliced from 3 exons. Gene Ontology annotation, molecular function: rRNA methyltransferase activity; RNA binding; histone H2AQ104 methyltransferase activity. Lineage: Eukaryota; Fungi; Ascomycota; Sordariomycetes; Xylariales; Hypoxylaceae. Gene Ontology annotation, biological process: box C/D sno(s)RNA 3'-end processing; rRNA methylation. Gene Ontology annotation, cellular component: small-subunit processome; box C/D methylation guide snoRNP complex. The record is from RefSeq and is a predicted model, not a curated record.
AUGGCGCUCGAGCAAGCUGGCCGCGCUGGUCACGGCUAUACCCUUACAUCUCUUAGUCGGUGGUCUAUUCAGAAUAAGAAGCUGCCUCCCGUUAAUGAAAUUAAUACUGUCCACGUUUACGACUUUGAUAAUACCCUAUUCCAAACCCCACUACCAAACCCCAAGAUAUGGAACGGCUCGACUCUAGGCCUAUUAGGCACCCCUGAUGUUUUUGUCAACGGCGGCUGGUGGCACGAUUCGAGAAUAUUAGCUGCGACUGGCGAAGGCGUAGAGCAUGAAGAGAAGCGAGCUUGGGAUGGUUGGUGGAACGAGAAGAUUGUGGAGCUGGUCCGUCUGAGCAUGAAGCAGAGCGAUGCUCUCUGUGUCCUGUUGACGGGACGUUCUGAGCAUGGGUUCUCCCAACUCAUAAAGCGAAUCGUUGCGAGUAAAGGUCUGGAAUUCGACUUGAUUGGUCUGAAGCCCUCCGUUGGACCCAACAACGAGCGAUUUUCGAAUACCAUGAACUUCAAACAGACCUUCCUUAGGGCGGUAAUGGGAACUUACAAAGCAGCGAUGGAGAUACGCAUUUACGAGGAUCGCCCAAAACACGUUACCGGCUUUCGCGACUUCCUGGCCGAUUACAAUGCACAGCGAAUCAGUCUUGGUCAACCUUCAAUGAUCGCCGAGGUCAUCCCAGUUACCGAGCUGUCUACUACUCUCGACCCCGUUGUCGAGGUAGCCGAAGUCCAACAUCUUAUCAAUGUUCACAACGAACUGGUCAAAGCCCGAGCGGGAAGUGGGCGCAGUGGGCGUCUAGCCAUCAAGAAGACCGUAUUCUUCACGAGUUAUAUGAUUGCGCCAGCCGACACGAAACGGCUUAUCGGGCUUCUAAAUUUGCAGGUGCCGGAGGUUACAGAUUUGAAGUAUCUUGCUAACACCAUUCUUAUCACUCCACGUCCCUGCCCGAAACCCAUCCUCGACAAGAUAGGCGGCAUGAACUCCAAGAUGAAGUGGGAAGUUGUUGAUAUUGGUUCCAUCCAGGGUAACAUCUGGGCGGCGCGCGUGAGGCCUGUGCCUGCCAAUGCUACUUACCACACGGACAACCCAUCGCCCUCUGUCGUCCUAGGCUUGAGAAGAGGGGCCCGCCCACCAGACGUUAAUAAAAUCCGGAACUGGCAGCCAAUACCGCCCGAGAAAUCCUUCGUCUUCGAGACAACGGUGGGCGAGAAAUACAUGCUUCGCAUCGAGCGCGAAGACCAAGACAGAGAUCAGUACGACAGCCAACAGGAGAGAUUCUCACACAGGGGCUCGAAGCGCAAGUUCCCGGGUGACGAUGACCGCCAUUCACGUCAACACGGUGGGAACUUCAGUAAUAAUUCUCGUGAUUAUCAUACUUCAACCCAUCAAGGACGAGGCGGAGGAGGUGAGAACCGUGGUCGUGGCGGCUACAGGGGUGGCGGUGCCCCUAGAGGUAACCGCGGCGGUGGUCGAGGAGGGUUUAAGGGACCCGGAAGAGGUGGUAGAGGUGGAGCACAUGGUUAUCGCUCCUUGGACGACGUGGAGACACGUGAGAACCCCCAGAGUGGUUUCAACUCGUCGACAGUCUCGUACGAUGACACUUUUCCCUCGUUACAAGGCGGCCCGCCUCAACUUCAACCUCCUCUGCCGAUUGCUCCGCAGUACGGCCAGCCAUUCCCGCAGCAAGGACAAUGGUCGGCUCAAGGAGGACCCCCGACGCAGUCGCGGCCUGUGGGCGGCCCCGGACCAGAUUUACAAAGUUUCUAUUGA